AUGAUAAAAAGGAUGACAUCUGACAACGACAUCUAUUUGACGCCGCUUUCUUCACGGUAUGCCUCGAAGGAGAUGUCCCAGAUCUUCUCAAUGAGAAAUAGAUACUCUACAUGGAGAAAGCUCUGGUACAACUUGGCCAAGGCCGAGCAAUUAAUGGGCCUUGACGUGAUCACAGACGAAGCUCUCGAGCAAAUGUCUCAGCAUUUUAUCAUCACUGAUGAGGAGAUUGAUGCUGCUAAGAAAGAAGAGGCCCGUGUGAGACAUGAUGUAAUGGCCCACGUGCACGUAUUUGGAGAGACGUGUCCUGCUGCCGCCGGUAUUAUUCAUUUAGGUGCUACUUCAUGCUUUGUCACUGAUAACGCUGACCUAAUUUUCCUCAGAGAUGCUUAUGACUUGCUUAUUGAAAAGCUAGUCAACGUCAUUGAUCGUUUGGCCAAGUUUGCAUUCGAGUACAAGGAUAUGCCAACGUUAGGAUGGACGCAUUUUCAACCUGCACAAUUGACUACGGUGGGGAAAAGAGCAUGCCUUUGGUUACAGGAGUUGCUUUGGGACUUGAGAAACUUCCAGAGAGCCAGGGAUGAUAUUGGAUUACGUGGUGCCAAAGGAACUACGGGAACGCAGGCGUCGUUUCUGUCAUUGUUCCACGGCGAUGAUGCCAAAGUGGAAGCUAUGGACAAAAAAGUGGUGGAAUUGUUGGGUUUCAAGCAUGCCUAUCCUGUAACAGGUCAAACAUAUUCGAGGAAGAUCGACAUCGAUGUUUUACAUCCUUUGGCCUCUCUUGGUGCUACCUGCCAUAAGAUGGCUACAGAUAUCCGACUAUUGGCCCAUAUGAAGGAGAUGGAGGAGCCAUUCGAGAAGUCGCAGAUUGGAUCAUCAGCAAUGGCUUACAAGAGAAAUCCAAUGAGAUGCGAGCGAGUUUGCUCUCUGUCGAGACACUUGAGUGCUCUAUUUCAAGAUGCUUUUAAUACGGCUUCUGUUCAGUGGUUUGAGAGAACGUUGGAUGACAGUGCCAUUCGUCGUAUCUCCUUGCCUGAGGCCUUUCUUACUGCAGAUAUUUUGUUGAGCACGUUGAUAAACAUUACUUCAGGAUUGGUUGUUUAUCCAAAGGUUAUUGAGAAGAGAAUUAGGUCUGAGAUACCAUUCAUGGCUACGGAAAAUAUUAUUAUGGCUAUGGUGGAGAAGGGCGAAUCUAGACAGGAGUGUCAUGAACAAGUCCGUGUUCUUUCUCAACAGGCAUCAGCAGUUGUGAAGCAAGAGGGAGGAGAGAACGAUUUGAUAGAGAGGAUUAAAAGGACGGACUAUUUCAAGCCUAUCUGGGGGGAUUUAGAGAAGUUGUUAGAUCCAACUACGUUUAUUGGACGUGCACCAAGGCAGGUUGAGAAAUUCGUUGGAGAGGAUGUUAAGGAAGCAUUGAGUCCGUACAGACAGCUGAUUAACAGCGAAGAGGUCAAGUUGGCCGUUUGA
Messenger RNA from Brettanomyces nanus, 1464 nucleotides. It is a transcript of the gene ADE13, whose product is annotated as adenylosuccinase ade13. Gene Ontology annotation, cellular component: cytosol. Bases 1 to 1464 code for a protein of 487 amino acids. Gene Ontology annotation, biological process: 'de novo' AMP biosynthetic process. The record is from RefSeq and is a predicted model, not a curated record. NCBI's taxonomy places the organism in Eukaryota, Fungi, Ascomycota, Pichiomycetes, Pichiales, Pichiaceae. Gene Ontology annotation, molecular function: N6-(1,2-dicarboxyethyl)AMP AMP-lyase (fumarate-forming) activity; (S)-2-(5-amino-1-(5-phospho-D-ribosyl)imidazole-4-carboxamido) succinate lyase (fumarate-forming) activity. The transcript is spliced from 2 exons.